AUGUCCUCUAAAAUAAAGGCGUUGGACGUAUCAGUGGUCAAUAAAAUUGCCGCUGGUGAAAUUAUAAUAUCGCCCGUGAAUGCCCUUAAAGAGAUGAUGGAGAACUCCAUCGAUGCGAACGCGACGAUGAUCGAUAUUCUAGUCAAGGAGGGGGGAAUCAAGGUUCUUCAAAUCACCGAUAAUGGCUCCGGCAUUAGCAAAGCUGAUUUGCCAAUUCUAUGUGAGCGAUUUACGACGUCCAAACUACAGAAAUUCGAAGAUUUAAGUCAGAUUCAAACCUACGGAUUCAGAGGGGAGGCUUUGGCCAGUAUCUCUCAUGUAGCAAGAGUAACAGUAACAACUAAAGUCAAAGAAGAUAAAUGUGCAUGGAGGGUUUCAUAUGCUGAGGGAAAGAUGUUGGAAAGCCCUAAGCCUGUCGCGGGCAAAGACGGUACCAUCAUCCUAGUGGAAGACCUAUUUUUUAAUAUUCCCUCAAGAUUAAGGGCUUUGAAAUCUCAAAAUGAUGAAUACUCUAAAAUACUAGAUGUUGUUGGACGGUAUUCUAUUCAUUCCAAGAGUAUUGGGUUCUCUUGUAAAAAGUUUGGAGACUCCAAUUAUUCUUUAGCAGUUAAACCUUCUUACUCCGUCCAGGACAGAAUUAGAACUGUGUUUAGUAAUUCUGUGGCUUCUAAUAUAAUUUCUUUGCAUAUUGACAAGAUUGAAGAGCUAAAUCUGGAGUGUGUCGAUGGAAGAGUCUGUAAUUUGAACUUCAUAUCCAAAAAAUCCAUUUCUCCAAUCUUCUUCAUUAAUAAUAGAUUAGUGACGUGCGACCCUUUGAGGAGAGCACUUAACAGCGUUUAUUCCAAUUAUCUUCCAAAAGGUAAUAGGCCUUUCAUUUAUCUGGGGAUUCUUAUAGAUCCGGCCUCUGUGGACGUCAACGUUCAUCCAACAAAGAGGGAAGUCCGUUUUUUGAGCCAAGAUGAGAUAGUAGAGAAGAUCGCCAAUCAGCUACAUGCCGAAUUAUCAACCAUAGAUACCUCACGUACAUUCAAAGCAUCGUCAAUUUCAACAAGCCAAUCAGGAUCAUUAUUAUUAUCAGGUAGUAACAUCGGAAAUGAGGAGAAGAGGAAGGCCCUCCGACAAGCCCAAGUGGUGGAAAAUUCGUACCCUACAACUAAUAACCAACUAGCAGGUGUGAAAAGACAGGAAAAUAAGCUAGUUAGAACAGAUUCUUCACAAGCGAAAAUAACGUCCUUUUUAUCAUCAAGUCAACAGUUCAACUUCAAUGAGUCGUCCAUGAAGCGGCAAGUAAACCAGCCUGAAGCAAAAACUAAUAGCCACCAACUUCAAGAUAGAGAAGAGGAAAGUUUAGCUGAAAACGAACAACUGCAUGAUAGUUCUUCAAACAGUGAUAAUAAACUGAAAGAAUUGCGUUGGAAGAAACAAAAGUUAGACACUGAUAGUACUCCAAACAUCGACAGUGAAAAGUAUACGCCUCCAGUUUCAAAAAACGGGUAUAUGACAGUUCCCAAAGAGCGUGUCAAUGUAAACCUUACGAGUAUUAAAAAAAUGCGCGAAAAGGUAGACGAUUCAAUACAUCGAGAACUAACGGAAAUUUUCGCAAAUUUAAACUAUGUAGGAGUUAUUGAUGAGGAAAGAAGAUUAGCCGCAAUCCAGCAUGAUUUGAAGCUCUUUUUAGUAGAUUACGGAUCUGUGUGCUAUGAACUAUUCUAUCAAAUCGGUUUGACAGACUUCGCAAACUUCGGUAAGAUCAAUUUACAGAGCGUAGAUGUCUCAGAUGACAUAGUCUUAUAUAAGCUCUUAUCAGAAUUCGAGGAGUUGAGUGACGAUGUCUCAAAAGAAAAAGUUAUCGGUAAAAUAUGGGACAUGAGUAGCAUGCUAAAUGAGUACUAUUCCAUAGAAUUAGUAAACGAUAGUCCAGAUGGUAAUUUAAAAUAUGUCAAGUUGAAAACGUUGCCUUUACUUUUAAAAGGUUACAUUCCAUCCAUGGCUAAGUUGCCAUUUUUUAUGUAUCGCUUGGGUAGAGAAGUGAGUUGGGAAGAUGAACAAGAAUGCCUGGAUGGAAUUUUGAAAGAGAUUGCAUUGCUAUAUGUGCCGGAUAUGGUUCCUAAAGUAGAUGCGUCUAAAGUAUCGCUGUCUGAAAGUGAAAAGGCCCAGCUCAUAGAUAAAAAGGAGAAUAUAUCUUCACUACUAGAAAAUAUCCUCUUUCCUUGUAUAAAAAGAAGGUUUCUGGCACCUAGACACAUCCUCAAAGACGUCGUCGAAAUAGCUAACCUUCCUGGCUUAUACAAAGUUUUUGAAAGGUGUUGA
Messenger RNA from Saccharomyces kudriavzevii IFO 1802, 2310 nucleotides. It is a transcript of the gene MLH1, whose product is annotated as mismatch repair ATPase MLH1. Gene Ontology annotation, cellular component: MutLalpha complex. The transcript has a single exon. Gene Ontology annotation, biological process: mismatch repair. The record is from RefSeq and is a predicted model, not a curated record. NCBI's taxonomy places the organism in Eukaryota, Fungi, Ascomycota, Saccharomycetes, Saccharomycetales, Saccharomycetaceae. The coding region runs from base 1 to 2310 and encodes 769 amino acids. Gene Ontology annotation, molecular function: ATP hydrolysis activity; mismatched DNA binding; ATP-dependent DNA damage sensor activity.